This is a messenger RNA of Linum trigynum, 2369 nucleotides long. The record is from the annotation of a GenBank genome assembly. Lineage: Eukaryota; Viridiplantae; Streptophyta; Magnoliopsida; Malpighiales; Linaceae.
CGCAAAUGGUCGCUGGAUGCAGAUGAUUCCUUCGCGCCAAACACAACAAUAGUCUUGUCGCUUCGUCCAUCCAACAACUUCGAAACAACGAACAAAUUGUUGAAGAAGAAUAUCCAAACAUGUCGAUCAUCGCAAGUCCACAACCAGCUGUGCAACGAAUAACAAUCAGUCGCAUGAAUAUUGCCGUAUUGAGAUCCGCUGAGCAUCUCCGACAAUUCUUGAAGCCUUCUCAAAAGACCACAGGACAGGAGAAAGUGAAAGCCUCUUCAUAAUUGUGCCUAUUAGGGAACUUGAAUAAUUUCCUCCCAUCAAUAAUUUUCGUCAGAUGCUUGACUGCCUUAUUUUUUUGUCUUUAUCAUCGCUAUAAGUAAACAAGCUUUUGGUACGAGUAAAUAUAACCGAUCCAUACAUAUUUUGUUUCAGAAUUAAAAACACCUUAAGAUGAAGCUGGAGCAUGAACAAGGAGCCAGAGCAGGAAACCCACACGUCCUAGUGCUACCAUGCCCAGCACAGGGACACCUAAACCCAGCCCUCCAAUUCUCCAAGCUCCUCGCCUCCAAAGGCCUCAACGUAACUCUGGUCAUCGUCACUGCCACCGAGUUGAACUCCAGCCAACUCGGCUCAGUGCAGGUGAAGCAGCUCUCCUACUCCGACUCCACCGACAAUUGUGAAGCAGAGGAAGAUGAAGAACAAGACGGAUAUGGCAAUUGCGACCUGUUGAAGCAAUACAGAAAGACCCUGAAGAUGAAACUCCCCGGGGUAGUUUCCGAAGUAGAGGCCGGCGGCGACCGAGUGGUGUGCUUGGUCUAUGACUCGUUGCUUUGGUGGUGUUUAGGCGUUGCCAGGAAGCUGAACCUGGUCGGGGCUGCUUUCUUCACGCAGUCGUGCAGUGUGGACGCCAUCUUCUGCGGGUUUCGGGAAGGUCGGGUCAGGAUUCCGGUGGCCGUGGAUGAGAGGAAUGAGGUUUUUGUGGAGGGGAUGGGGCGGAUGCUUCAGCUCCAUGACUUGCCUUCCUUCUUCUUUGAACCGGAUGACCCGCCCGGUUCGUUCGACUUGCUUUCUGCCCAGUUUACCAAUGUCGGGUUGGCUGAUUGGGUUUUCUGCAACACCUUCACUACCUUGGAAGAAGAGGUACUAGAGUACAUGGGCAGCCGGUUCAAAUUCAAGCCGGUCGGACCAACAAUCCCAUCAAUCUAUCUGGGCAAGCAACUAGCCGGCGACACUGCCCACGACUACGGCCUCAGCUACUUCAAACCCAAACCCGAGGCCAAUAGCUACGUGGAAGAAUGGCUCGACUCCAAGGAACAGGGCUCGGUGGUCUACGUUUCAUUCGGCAGCCUGAUCACCGUGUCAGGGGAACAAAUCGAAGAAGUAGCCGCCGCCCUAAAAACGAUCGGCUACCCUUUCCUCUGGGUGGUCAGGGAAUCGGAAGAGUGCAAACUUCCCCGAGAGUUUCUCAGCGAGACGUCCCAAAACGGCGUCGUUGUGAGGUGGUGCAGCCAGCUGGAAGUGCUGGCCCACAGGUCAACGGGUUGUUUUCUGACGCACUGCGGGUGGAACUCGACGAUGGAAGCGAUGAGCCUGGGAGUGCCGAUGGUCGGGGUGCCGCAGGUGUCGGACCAGACCACCAACGCCAAGUUCAUCACCGACGUUUGGAAGGUGGGGGUCAGAGUGAAGAGAAGGGGCCAGAAGGUGGCGGCGGAGAAGAGCGUGGUGGAGAGGGAAGAGAUCGGAGCGGCGGUGAUUGAAGUGAUGGAAGGGGAGAUGGGGAAGAGCAUUCGGAGGAAUGUGGAGAAGUGGAAGGGGAUAGCUCGAGCUGCUGCUGCCGACGGAGGCAGCUCCGACAAGAACAUUGAGGAGUUUGUUGCUGAGCUUAAGGUAUACAACGCAUAGUAACAAGUUUGAUGUUGUUAGGGAUACAUGAAGAUGCAUGGUUUAGAGGAAAAUGUUCGGAGCAGGACAAAGCGUUGUUCAUUUGACUUUUCAUUGUCAGUUUGUUGACUCUGAAGUGAAAGGAAAAAACACAUGUGGGAAAAGAGGGGGGAGAACAAUGAAAUAAGAUGUAAGAAUAUUAUUAGCAAGAAUUGAUGUAAUUUACUAGCUAAUUUGCGACUCUCAAAAGAGAUUAUGAAAACAAUAUAUGUCCGUUGCUCUGGCCUCGCACACCAGGAGUUCUUGGCCUCGGUGUUGGGAGUUGGCGCGGUAGGGGUUCAUGAUAAGUAUCUUGGUCUGCCGAUACUUAUUGUUCGGUCCAAGAUGGUCACUUUCCGGUAUAUGGAAGAGAAGCUGCUAAAGCGCCUCCAAGGUUGGAAACAGAGGACCUUGUCGUGGGCUCCUAAAGAGACCUUGAUUAAAUCGGUUGCUCUGGC